AUGGGCAACAAACCAUUGACUCCGCGUGUACACUACCCGAGUCAAACGUCGUCUUCUGAAAGUGAACACUGUGAUGGGAACUGCCACCUUUCGAAGGAAGAGAUUUAUUUUGAACAGGACAAAGCUUGGAAAUAUCUGGAGAGGUAUAAAGAGCUAAUUGAACGAGUCAACAAAUUUGAGUCAAAGUUUUUCGACAAAAAGUACGACGACAUAGUCCCCGAGAUUAAGGCUAUUGACGAUGAAGCUGUCGAGUUACAUAAAGUUUUCAUCCACGCACACGUCUUGAAUCGUGCGUUUAAUACCUUUGACUAUGAAAAGUCACAGAAGAACCUCCAAGACAUCCACAGAGCCUGUUCAUCACAAGAAAAUAAUACGGGCAGUUGUGACUACUCGCAAAAUCAUUUCCCUCUUGAAGUUCUUCGGUGGAAAAAGCUCGACGAGAAGAUGGCUCUCCUUCAAAACGCCUAUUUAAAUAAUUUGGACACAUUCACGACACUCUACGCAAACACCCAAAACCAGUCCGACUUGACACAACCAUAUACCACUCUCAAAUUGUCUCUUAUCGAUUUAUUGAAAGCAAAAUACCCGAGCUCAAGAGAUAUGCUUCAACAACAACAAUAUUAUUUGGACUACUUUAAGCUCCAGUUCCCUCUAUACUACCAAACAAUUCAACUGUAA
Molecule: messenger RNA, 678 nt
Organism: Entamoeba invadens IP1
Lineage: Eukaryota; Evosea; Mastigamoebida; Endamoebidae
Exons: 1
Coding region: 1-678 (225 amino acids)
Source: RefSeq, a predicted model, not a curated record